CAAAAUGGCGGACGGUUGUCAACGAAAACGUCUGGUAAAGAAAUAUAAAAUCGAAGAGGUUACUUUAUGAAAUUUUAAAGUUUCUUAAGCCAUCUAUUUGAGGAACGAUACUUUUUAACUAAUAAGACAUGUUAUGAGUGGAAGAGAUUUGAAAAAGUUCGUUAACUUCCACCGAAGUUCAAUUGGUUCAUCUGACAGUUCUUUGGUUAGCCGACUCACAGAUGGACAUGGGAGUAGCCGCUACAAACCAGUCGAUUAUGAAAAGCUUCAGGCUUUUACUCAGAUUAAACGAGCCGCAGGUGAAAGAACUCUUCRAAAAAUCRAAAAAAUUACAGAACAGAGAAAAGUUUCGAAGGAACAUAACUUACUCCAGCAGCACAAGUCAUGUUGGYUCAAGGAACAAAUUAGAUUGAGCUCUUUACUCAAGAAAUUUCAGAGCGAAAUUGAUGGAUUAAGACCUAACAGCCCUUUAGACUCCAGCACACUAAAAACAUUUUUUAAGGAU
Actinia tenebrosa (Australian red waratah sea anemone) is the source of this 505-nucleotide messenger RNA. Its product is annotated as coiled-coil domain-containing protein 148. The record is from RefSeq and is a predicted model, not a curated record. Lineage: Eukaryota; Metazoa; Cnidaria; Anthozoa; Actiniaria; Actiniidae.